Molecule: messenger RNA, 1479 nt
Organism: Mycotypha africana
Lineage: Eukaryota; Fungi; Mucoromycota; Mucoromycetes; Mucorales; Mycotyphaceae
Exons: 2
Biological process (GO): exocytosis
Cellular component (GO): Golgi to plasma membrane transport vesicle; cell tip
Molecular function (GO): guanyl-nucleotide exchange factor activity
Source: RefSeq, a predicted model, not a curated record
GGUGGUGGUGGUGGUGGUGGUGGUAGUGCUUUGAGUAGCAGUGUGGAUUCUCUGCCAGGGGAAAAGCUUUCAUUGACGGAUGACGACGAGGGGGAUAUUUUAGAUGCUCAAGAGAACCGUGCUGCUCGUGAUCUGCUUGGUCUUUUUACACGCCAAAGAUUAAGCGAUGAGAUUGUAGCCAACACAACGGAUCCUUCCGUUUGUCAAGAGUUUAUUGAUUUUGUCAAGACGGGAGAAACGAUAGCUCUUCGAAAGUUGCAUUCUUCAAAUAUGUAUAUGAAAAAUUCGUUAUCAGAAGAUGUCGAGCCGUGUCUACGAUUUGGACCAAAUUCAAGACUUUCUCCUAAAAAGUUAGUAGAUGCUAUUCUGAUGAAUGCGUGCUUCAUUGAAAAAACGCCUUAUGGUUUUUCAAAAGAACAGGCAAAGAAGGCGGUUGAGACACCGUUAAGAAACUCAGCAACUAAACACAUGCUUUGGGAAUAUCUCAGUACAGGUUCAUUAACGAGUAGCAGUAGUACUGCAUCCAUCAGCAGCAAUAAUAAUGGUGCCCAUCAUCAACCAUCGAUAGAAUGUCAAGCAUGCGGUUAUAUGACAGAAAAUGAUUUGCCUUAUCGAUUCCGUAUUUCCAUACUAGACGAUUGGGCAUGUAUAGAUCGUUAUUGUCGUGACAGAUUGGUCUCUGUUUGUGAAUUCUAUACUUUUAUACGUAACAUUAGACAAGGUUAUUACAAUGGCCGCACAUUAUCUGAUCUAUUUCAGGAAUCGACGCGAUUGAAAUUACAAAUGUUUUACGCAAGGAUGGGCACUUUAUCUCAAACACUGCGUCAGAUGGGGUUGGAAGGAGACUCUGUUGGACAAGCAUCAGCGCCCAACAUGGUUAUCCCACCGCCAGUGAUUGUCGUUGAUGGACAAACCACUGCACCCUCAUCACCGCCAACCACUGCCGCAAGUUCGACGCGUUCUUCAAAUGAUUUACACAUAACGGAAAAGGAGAAGGGGGACAAGGAGGAUAGCUUGAGUAUUAUAAGUAAACAUAGCAAUGCCAGCAAUGCCAGUUCGGUGCACCCUACCAAUUCGGUUUGGUUAGCAUAGAUCCCUAACACUAUUACCUUAACAACGAUUACUUUUUUUUUUUUUAUAACUCUAUGUAUGCAUAUACUAUCUACUAUACUCAUCGAAUAAUUUCUAAUGUUCUCAGAUCUUUCCAUUAUCCCUUAAUCGAUUUGACUGUAACUUUAUCUUUGUUUCCUUUUUUUUGUAUCUUUUCAUUCCUUGUGAAAUCUCAUUUUUAUAAAAUAUUCAAAGAAUCAAGAGAAAGAAAGGGCUGUAUCUCCUUUCAUCAAAGGAACUUAUUCAAAAUUUAAAAAACGAAUCUUUUAAAUUUUCACCAAAUAAAAAAAUAUGUUUAUAAAAGGCUUUUGGGCUUAUUACGGGAAUGCCUGGUGAAUGCAGGGCCUUUUUUUUUUUUUUUUUUUUUUU